Messenger RNA from Passer domesticus (house sparrow), 858 nucleotides. Its product is annotated as PHD finger protein 7-like. NCBI's taxonomy places the organism in Eukaryota, Metazoa, Chordata, Aves, Passeriformes, Passeridae. The record is from RefSeq and is a predicted model, not a curated record. Gene Ontology annotation, cellular component: nucleus.
AUGUCUGACAGGAAGCAGGAGGGCCCUGGUGCCAGGGAGCCAGCAUGCAUGCUGUGUCACUGUGUGGAGGCUGACCCGGACACCUGCGGUGACAAAGUGGACAAGUGCGGGCUCUGUGCCCACAUCUUUUGCAUGGGAAAAAACGUCUUGGAUUCAUGGGCUUUCUCCCUCGAGAUAUCCAAAUUGCAGUGUGGCGGCAGCACAGAAGGCGGCUCUGUGGGCUGGGACCCAGCAGUGGCCGCAUCCUGCGCCCUGCCCGGAGCCGCGGGGCUGCCAGGGGAGGCCCCGAGGCUGCUGCUGAUGGGGCUGCUUGGCUCUUUCCAGCGCUGCUGCGUCUGUGGCCAGAGCGGGGCAACCAUCAAGUGCUGCAAGGAGGACUGCGAGAGAUGGUUCCACCUGCCCUGUGCCAAGGAGGACGGCUCUGUCAAUCAGUACAUCACUCCAUACAGCUCUUACUGUCCCCAGCACUGUCCAGAGCAGGAGGUGCAGGCAACUCCAGAGCUGGGCACCGAUUGCCCCAUCUGCAUGGAGCCGCUGGAGGAUAGGAAGACCUUUGAAACCAUGGUGUGCCCAACGUGCAAAAGAGCCUGGUUCCACAGGGACUGCAUCCAGGUCGGUCCCUCCCCUCAGUCCUGGGGCGCAGCAGGUGCUCAGCAGCACCUGGGCUGGCUCACACUGCAUGUGUUUGCCCUGCAGGGACAGGCCAUGCGCGCUGGUCUUGCGUGCCUCCACUGCCCCCUGUGCAGAGAUGGUGUGGGUUUCGUUGCCGAAAUGCUCAUCUUGGGGAUCAGAGUUGGUGUCCUUCUGCCUGGCUCACAAGACAGGAGGGUACAGAUGCUAUGUCAGGCCAUGUCUUAG